AUGCGACGACGACGCAUGUCUCAUCUUUCAACAUGUUAUUAUAUGGGAAUAUUAGCCAUAGCCGAUACAAGUGUAUUACUUCUUGGUCUAUCUGUAAUGUGGCUUUAUUUAGUAAAUCGACAAUGGUCAUUAUUAUUACAAUCAACAUAUGGGUGUAAAUUUCUUUCACUUUUAUUUUAUACAGUAGCCGAUGUUAGUGUUUGGCUUGUUUGCAUGAUGUCAGCUGAUCGCUGUAUAGCUGUAACGCGUCCACUUCAUGCUAAUUCAAUAUGUACAGUACGACGUGCACGAAUAUCUGUUUUAAUUCUUGUUAUAUGUAUUAUAUUAAUUAACAUUCAAUUUUUAUUUACACAUCAUUUAUCAAUUGAAAAGGAAUGUACGUAUCAUGAACGUUACGAAUUUUUUAGUCGUCAAAUAUGGCCAUGGAUAGAUGCAGCUGUCUAUUCUGCAUUACCAUUUAUAUUAUUAUUAACAAUGAAUUUGAUUAUUGUACAUAGUUUAUUUCAAGCACGACGUUCAACAUCACUUUUACAAAUUUAUCAGUCACAAAUAACACGUCAUAAAAAUAAAUUACUAACAUCAAUGUCAAAAAAAUUGACAACAAUGCUUUUAGCUGUAACAUUCUUCUUUUUAUUAAGUUCAUUUCCAAUGGUUUGUUUACAAAUAUAUACAAAUAUACAUAAAAAUAAUCAAUAUCAACAUUUUGCACAAUUCUAUCUUAAACCAUUAUGUGAAACAUUACAAUAUUCGAAUCAUUGUAUAAAUUUUUUUCUAUAUGCUAUUACUGGUAAAGCAUUUCGUCAUGAAUUGAAACGAUUAUUUCGUAGCAUUGCUGUUAAAAUGCAUUUAGCAAAAAAAACAAUAGAAAACCCUCCAAUCGAUCGUCGUACAACAGCAAUCAAUUUAAAUUAUUUACCUGGUGAUACUGAUUUUGAACAACGAUUAAAAGAAAUACGAACAUCACCUAUGGCUCUUCAACUUCUUCAUUGUCAACAAUCGAUGAAUUCAACGGUUACUAAUGGUACUAUUUUUUCGAGACAUUUUCAACAAAAACAACAACAAAAUGUUCGUAAAACUAUGCCUGAUGUUGAUCUUUAUGCCGAUGCAACUUUUCUUGGAUGGCUUGUUGCUUCAUUCUCUCUUGGUCAAUUAAUAGCAUCACCUAUAAUCGGUUAUAUUGCAAAUCGAACUAAUAAUAAUAAACUACCAUUAGUUAUAAGUACAGCACUUAUUGUUGUAGCUAAUCUUCUUUAUGCUUAUAUACAAAGUAUCAAUAAUUUUGUUUUCUCAAAUAAAUGGUGGAUUAUGUUGGCUCGUUUUAUUAUGGGAAUCGGUGCAGCUAAUUCAACGAUAAUGAGAUCAUAUGCUUCAUCGGCAACCACAGUUUCAGAGCGAACAAAUGUUAUGGCUAAUCUAUCAGCUUAUCAAGGAGUUGGUUUUAUUCUUGGACCUUUAAUUCAAGCUCUUUUUGCUUUUCUUAGUUAUCCUGGUCCUGUACAUAAACCCUGGCUGUAUCUUAAUAUAUAUACGGCUCCAGCUUUUUUCAGUGUUUUAACGGGUGGCAUCAACCUUGUACUAUUCUUAAUUACAUUUAAAGAUGUACGGAUUGUUUCAUCAACGGGAAGGAGUGUUAGUGGAGAUAAUUCAAAUCAAAAAUUGUCAUCAACUGAACGUCAUGAUCAAUUAAUGGCUAUUAUAUGUUGUCUUUAUAUGUUUUUUGUUGCUUAUUUGACAUUUACAAAUUAUGAAACUAUAGAAUACAUAUUUUAUUGGAAUGUAAUGUUUAGAAUAGCUUCACCACUUUCAAUUGAUAUGUAUGCAUGGUCCAAAGAACAAAGUACAAGAAAUAAUGGUUAUAUACUUGGUGCACUUGGUUGUAUGUCAGUUGUAGUUUUACUAGUUACGAAAUUCUUAGCUAAACGGUUUCAAGAUCGUGCAUUAGCAUUACUUGGUUUGAUUAUAUCCUUUCUUGGUUAUUUCAUUUUCUUACCAUGGGGUACCGAUUAUCCAAGUGUUCAAAUUGCAUCAUUUACACCUACAACUGUAACUGCUACUCCAUCAUCAACAACAUUAUCAUCUAGUUUACUAACAACAACGGCUGAUAGUGAUGAAAAAGGUUGUCCACUUGAUUACCAAUGGUGUUAUACAGUACCACGUGUACAAUUAUGGCAAUAUAUAACAGCAUCAGUUGUUAUAACAAUAGGUUUUUCAAUUAGUAAUGUCAUUUGUUAUUCAAUAUUUUCAAAAAAACUUGGUGAUCGUCCACAAGGUACAAUGAUGGGUAUAUUUACUAGUGCUGGUUCAUUAGCACGUGCAUUUGGUCCAAUAACAGUUGGUUUUCUUUAUAAACAUUGGGGACCACGUAUAUUAAUGAUAUUUAUGCUUACAUUUGUCUUAAGUAGUAUUUUAUCAUCAAUACUUAAUUACAAAAGAUUGUAUAUUGAAAAUGAAGAUGAACAUGAUGAUAGUAAUGAACAAUUUAAUACUAAUAGUAGUGGACGUGAUAGAUCAAAUAGCAAUAAUAAUAUUGCUUGA
Molecule: messenger RNA, 2535 nt
Organism: Rotaria sp. Silwood1
Lineage: Eukaryota; Metazoa; Rotifera; Eurotatoria; Philodinida; Philodinidae
Source: the annotation of a GenBank genome assembly